AUGUCUGGACUCGUUUCUGACGAAGUUGCGGAAGACUAUAAGAACUCCCUGGAGGACCUCACAACGAAUGACAAGUUCCAGAUAAGCAACUUGACCGUUAUCGCAAAGGAGAAUACCGAACAUGCCAUGGCCAUCUCCCGAGUGUUGGAGAAUCAUAUACGAAACACGCCACCAUCUCAAAAGUUACCAGCUCUUUAUGUAGUGGACUCAGUUGUGAAGAAUGUAGGGACGCCUUACACCCUGUUUCUGGGGCGCAACUUAUAUCAAACUUUUAUGAACGCCUACACUCUCGUCGAUUCGCAGACACGCAAGAAGUUAGACGAGAUGCUUAAGACCUGGAAAGAACCUGUUCCAGGUUCACUGGAUCCCAGGCCUGUCUUUCCAGUUGAAAUCACCCGGAACAUCGAGAAUGCUCUGAUCAAGGCUAGGACUGCGGCCCUUCAACAACAGCAGACCAGGAGCCAGCAGGAAGCCAUGAGUCUUGGUAGAGGUGUCGGUACACCACCGCCAACAUGGCGAAAUACCCCUACGCCACCGCAAGGUGCCCAACGAUACCCUCCCGGAUAUAGUUAUAACCACCAGAUGCCAACCAACGGGCAUGCAUAUCCAAACCAACAGUCAUAUAACCAACAACCUCAGGAACCUACUAACCUCGCUUCUUUACAUCGUGAUGUCGAGUCACUGAUAUUAAAUGUGCGACUCGAAUUCACCGCUAACCCACUUAACAUCGCAGUCCAGCAAAAACUCAAAGCCCUCCUAGAUUUACAGAGUAUAUUACAGCAGCAACGGCUACCUGAGGCACAGCUAAAGCAGAUUCGUGAUCAGGUAUCCCAGCUUUCUGCUGCCAGCGCAAAGCCAACACCACAACCCGCUCCUGCAGCAUUACCUGCUCAAUUAUCGACUCCCGCAAUAUCCACACCACCAAUUGGAACCAUACCACCUCAAAAUCCACAGCCGAACCUCCAAGCCCUCUUGAACCCGAACACUCUUGCAGAACUUAUCAAGGCAACCGCACAGAAGCCUACUCCAACACAACAGUCUCAGCCAUAUACGCAACCAGCGGUGUCAGCACCGACUCUAGCAGCAGCCGUACAGCCUGCGGCCCCCUCACCCUUGGCUGAAAACCCGCUGAUAGCUUCACUAAGAGCUCGUGGCCUUCUCCCGCCCGCAACAGGAACCCCCACAACGACAUCACCCGCCCUUCCUUUUAUCAUUCCAGGACAGCCAACGUAUACUCCCCCGGCUGCCAACCCUAAUGCACAGGAUGUUAAAAUCAAAGUGCCGAUGAGCUCUGCUUCAAUACGAAUACCUCGCCCAAACCUAAUUGCUUGCUUGUACGAAGACAAACCAAACCGCUGCGGGACAUGCGGUCGUCGAUUUUUCUCGACUCAAGAAGGCAAAGAGAAGAAAGCCAGGCAUCUUGAUUGGCAUUUUAAAACAAAUUUACGAAUGAAUGAAGCCACCAAACGAAGUCAGAAUCGAAGCUGGUACCUUGACGAACGUGACUGGAUAAAGUUUAGAGAAUUCGAAGACGACAUUGGUGCCGAUGAUGCUUCUGUUUCUGUUAAUAAAUCCAACGGCGACGAUGCAUCAGGUAAAAAGGCAGAGCAACAACGUUGGAUCCACGCUCCAAAUGAUGCUACUCUUCGCAACACCCCUUGCCCAAUAUGUCAGGAGAAUUUUGAAUCUACUUGGUUCGAAGAGGCACAAGACUGGAUCUGGCGAGAUGCGAUUAAAGUUGGGAGCCGUAUAUACCAUGGCAGUUGUUAUACAGAGGUGACCAAGGAUGGCGGUACAGGCACGAAUCCUGAUACACCGCGGGGGCGAACAAGUACGCCGGACUCCGUGUUAGGAAAACGGAAAGCUGAGGAUUCGGAUUUCUCUACAUCUAGCGCCAGGAUCAAAACCGAGCCAGCUUCAUAG
This is a messenger RNA of Microsporum canis CBS 113480, 1923 nucleotides long. RefSeq lists its product as hypothetical. Gene Ontology annotation, biological process: termination of RNA polymerase II transcription. The record is from RefSeq and is a predicted model, not a curated record. Bases 1 to 1923 code for a protein of 640 amino acids. Gene Ontology annotation, cellular component: mRNA cleavage factor complex; cytoplasm. Gene Ontology annotation, molecular function: mRNA binding; phosphatidylinositol binding; RNA polymerase II complex binding. The transcript is spliced from 6 exons. Lineage: Eukaryota; Fungi; Ascomycota; Eurotiomycetes; Onygenales; Arthrodermataceae.